Cladocopium goreaui is the source of this 939-nucleotide messenger RNA. The record is from the annotation of a GenBank genome assembly. NCBI's taxonomy places the organism in Eukaryota, Dinophyceae, Suessiales, Symbiodiniaceae.
AUGGAAGCGGAAAAGGAGUUGGAAAGCCUUUUUAGCUCUGAAGCGUCCACUGCUGAAGCGAAGGCCUUGGGGGACGUAUUGACUUCUUGCUCUUCUACUGAGCACACACCAGAGGAUCCUUUCGAGGAAUUGCUCUCACGCAGACAACUUCUCGAUGAUUCUUUCGAGGAUGUUGGUCCUGAGGGUUCAGAGGAGUGCUGCAGUGUGAAGGAGCUCACAGAGUGGGCUCAGAGGGAGAAACUCGGCUCUCGGUUCCAGUCAGGCCUUGAGGAGGUGGUGAAACAAGGUGGACUUCGACGCGUCAACGACGCAUUUUUGCUGGCGUUGGGCAUUCAGUUGCCACCCAUGCGAAAAAAGAUACUUGGGGCCAUCAAGCGGAAACUGAUUGGUAGCAGAACAGUGCGCUUCGGGGAAGUGCUGCAGUAUGAGCCAAUGUUGAAGAACAAACCAAGAUUCAGCAAAUGCCCCUGGGUGGACCUGGAUGAAAUAGAGGUCCGGAAUGACAAAAUGACCUUGAAGGCGGCCAUCACGACCUGGCGUUUUUGCGCCACUGGCCUGGAUGGUCAAGAAGAGACAGCGCUGAAGGAAAAUGCCUUUAACGCUUGGAAACCCAAGCCGAAGGGCAUCUGCGAGAUCCUCCAGGACAUGCUGGAGGGGCUCGGAGUAGUGGCCUCGGUUUGGAUGGUUUUCCCACCAAAUGUUCAUGUCGACAUAUUUCUAGAAUUUUCAUUUUCGAAUUUUGCUGACCCGCCGGUGCUUAUAUUUUCCGCACACCACAUUGCUCUUCCGAUGACUUGCGACUUGCAGCAGCUUUCCGUUUGCGAGGCUUUCUUCGUUUCAACGCCUUGCUGCUGCAGGCUUGAUCUGGGAUCGGUGUCUACGAGCAGAAAAUGGGAACAGAAAUCUGUGGCGAACACAACACAAUAUAGAAAGAUAUAG